GCUUAUCUCUCUCUCCGUGAAAACCCACUUUACUAAUCCGAUGGCUUUAGCUUCUUUGUUCGCUCGCUCUCGUAGAACAGCUUCCUCCUCCUUUAUCCGCUCUUCUCGUCAGCUCCUCCACUCGACGCCGAAUAAAAACGGUGACGUGUCCUCGAUCUCUGCACAGAAGGGUCGCCGGAGGAUCCCUAACUGGUGGUCCAGGUCUCUUGUCCCGUUGGCGAUAGCUGCCGCCUCCGCAGCAUCUUUCGCGGUUCUGAACCAGUCUAUCAGCCAAUCAUCUGCUUUGGAUUCUAAAGGUGUGAAAGUUGGGGGAAAAGGAAGUACUGAGCUUGUAGUUAAAGGAGAGUACAAAGAGGUUCCUAAGGAGCUUGUUGCUGAGUUGAAAACAAUCCUCCAGGAUAACUUGACAACGGACUACGAAGAGAGGUACUUCCAUGGGAAGCCCCAGAACAGUUUUCAUAAGUCAGUAAACAUUCCUGAUGUUGUUGUUUUCCCGAGGUCCGAAGAAGAAGUCUCCAAGAUUCUUAAAUCCUGCAACCAAUACAAGGUUCCUAUUGUACCAUAUGGUGGUGCAACAUCGAUUGAGGGUCACACCUUGGCUCCAAAAGGAGGUGUGUGCAUUGACAUGUCACUAAUGAAGAGGGUGAAAGCAUUGCAUGUGGAAGAUAUGGACGUUGUAGUUGAGCCUGGAAUUGGCUGGCAGGAGCUCAAUGAACAGUUAGAACAAUACGGACUGUUCUUUCCUCUUGAUCCAGGGCCAGGUGCAACCAUAGGAGGCAUGUGUGCUACACGUUGCUCUGGAUCUUUAGCUGUAAGGUAUGGAACUAUGCGUGACAAUGUCAUAAGCCUUAAGGUGGUUCUUCCUAAUGGAGAUGUUGUGAAGACAGCUUCUCGUGCCAGAAAGAGUUCUGCUGGGUACGAUUUGACCCGCUUGAUUAUUGGGAGUGAGGGGACUUUGGGAGUCAUAACUGAGGUUACUCUUCGGCUUCAGAAAAUCCCACAGCAUUCAGUGGUGGCAGUGUGCAAUUUUCCUACGGUUAAGGAUGCAGCAGACGUGGCGAUUGCUACUAUGAUGUCUGGAAUACAGGUGUCAAGAGUGGAGCUCCUUGACGAGGUUCUAAUAAGGGCUCUUAAUAUGGCUAAUGGAAAAAACUUGAAGGAAGUUCCAACUCUGAUGUUUGAAUUUAUAGGGACAGAGGCAUAUGCACGUGAGCAGACUCAAAUCGUUCAGGAGAUUGCUUCUAAACACAAUGGAUCAGACUUUGUGUUCGCUGAAGAAGCUGAAGCAAAAAAGGAACUCUGGAAGAUAAGAAAAGAGGCGCUUUGGGCUUGCUAUGCGAUGGCGCCAGGUCAUGAAGCAAUGAGUACAGAUGUAUGUGUCCCUUUAUCUCACCUGGGAGAACUAAUAUCAAGAUCCAAGAAAGAGCUUGAUGCAUCACCUUUGUUAUGUGCCGUCGUUGCGCAUGCUGGAGAUGGAAACUUUCAUACAUGUAUUAUGUUCGAUCCGAACAAUGAAGAGCAGCGAAAAGAGGCAGACAGAUUGAACAACCUUAUGGUCCACAGUGCACUGUCCAUGGACGGAACAUGUACUGGAGAGCACGGUGUUGGAACAGGAAAAAUGAAGUAUCUGGAGAAGGAACAUGGAAUAGAAGCACUGCAAACUAUGAAGAAAAUCAAGAAAGCGUUGGACCCAAACGAUAUCAUGAAUCCAGCAAAGCUAAUUCCCCCUCAUGUCUGUUACUAAAAAAACGCCUUGGUCAAAACAUUUAUGUGGUCACUGAUGUUUGGUUACACUUAGUGAAGUAAUAAUAAGUAAUAACAAGAGGGAAGAGAUGUUGUUUGUUAUGUUGUUUGUAGUAUACAUUGUAUCUUUUGGUCUUUAUACUGUUUUUCUUUUGUCUAUAAACACCCAAAGUUUUUAUUUAA
Molecule: messenger RNA, 1926 nt
Organism: Brassica napus (rape)
Lineage: Eukaryota; Viridiplantae; Streptophyta; Magnoliopsida; Brassicales; Brassicaceae
Product: D-lactate dehydrogenase [cytochrome], mitochondrial
Exons: 18
Coding region: 41-1744 (567 amino acids)
Biological process (GO): lactate catabolic process
Cellular component (GO): mitochondrion
Molecular function (GO): D-lactate dehydrogenase (NAD+) activity; FAD binding; D-lactate dehydrogenase (cytochrome) activity
Source: RefSeq, a predicted model, not a curated record